AUGGACCAAGACUACGAGAUCGUUGUUGCCGCUGGACUCCACACCCCGUCCCCUGGCGGCAUCCCCCGCCGCAAGUCUGUCCUCUUGCUAUACGAUUGCUCAGCAUUUCCACUUCCCGAUCUCGCGAGCAAGCUGAUCGACCUGGAUCAUGUAGUGGUCCUACCGGCCACAGCCUUGCCCGCGGCUCCACCCGUGCCCAGGCCGACGAAGGUGCGCAUGCGGAAUGUCUUUUGUUACUCAACACAAGCACCGUUCGAGAGGCCAAGCAUAGCUGUGCAAGACGCUAUCCUCAACCACAUCUAUCAGCGCACUGGAGUUCGCAAGUUCUUCACCGUUAUCGUACUAGGAACACCGCAGAUCUCAAGGGUCGGCUAUCUACCAGAGUUGCUCAACACCUGGUCAGGUAUCUCCUUUCACUUGGUCACAGAGGCUCUCCGGGUACAGCACGAGGAUUGGAGGGCUUGCUUCAACCGCUACGAAGACCUGCUCCUGCGUUAUCGGGAAAACAUGACCUGGUGCACCUACCAACUCGAGACACUGAACGGCAUUCGUGGCGUCUCGUGGUUGGACGUCGAUGAGGCGGACGUGCAGAGGCCGGCAGAUCGCAAGGUUGUCGCUCCGGCGUCGAAGUGGCGAUGCGUGCUUGGGCAGCAGUGA
Didymosphaeria variabile is the source of this 657-nucleotide messenger RNA. RefSeq lists its product as uncharacterized. The transcript has 2 exons. NCBI's taxonomy places the organism in Eukaryota, Fungi, Ascomycota, Dothideomycetes, Pleosporales, Didymosphaeriaceae. The record is from RefSeq and is a predicted model, not a curated record. Bases 1 to 657 code for a protein of 218 amino acids.